Molecule: messenger RNA, 1086 nt
Organism: Orbilia oligospora ATCC 24927
Lineage: Eukaryota; Fungi; Ascomycota; Orbiliomycetes; Orbiliales; Orbiliaceae
Exons: 2
Coding region: 1-1086 (361 amino acids)
Source: RefSeq, a predicted model, not a curated record
AUGCCACCAGCACCAAAAGCAGUGACCACUGGGUCGUCUACUUUCACUCCAGACUUAUUCUUUGAAGCAUGGUCUGACGAGAGGCAGAAGGAUCCUGUUCCCAACCAUGAUCUUCGGUCUGCAAUCAUCCAGGCAUUCGGACUCAAACCGUCGGAUAACUAUGUAUACCAUGCAAUAGCUAGUGUAACUUUACAACAAGUCCAAAAUGCUAUUUUACAAGGCGGAAGUAAAGGUUUACAUGCGUGGUAUCGAGAUGAGAAGGGCGAACCAUUGGAGCCGCCUCCAGAAAGUGACAUAGCAGCAUACACAUCCAUAUUCAACUCAGCUACCGCCUCAAACAAAGCUUUCUCAAAUUUUGCUUCUAACGCAAAAAAGCUGUCCCUCCGAGCUGGUGUUGGCUCACAUCUCACAUCCCUGCGGCUCCCAGCACCAACAUCAAUAUCUAUUCCUCGUAGCAAGUCUCACGUCAAUCCAUACUUGGACUUUUGGCGGUGGUCCUGCCAUAAUCUCGAGUGGUGUGGUCCCGAUGAAUCUACAGCGAGUUUAAAGAAUAGUCAUCAUGUUCUCCCAAUCUUCAUGCAUCACUUUGGUUGUGUCUGCCCGAGCUAUGAAAGCAUCGAGAUCAUGAAGGUUUUGUCUAAGGCCCGGAAAUGCGGCAUUAUAGAUAUGGGAAGCGGUAACGGGUACUGGACGUAUAUGCUCCGUCGAGCAGGUCUAUCGGUUGCUGCUGUCGACAAUAUGCAAUCACUCUGGCGGACGAUGUGGGUCGACGACACUAUUGUUGAAGACGGCUUAAAAUAUCUUAGGCAAAAGAACUCCGGAAAGAAUGAUAUACUACUCCUCGUAUAUCCAAUCGUUUCGCUAGACUUCACGAAGCAAGUCCUAGCCGAGUACGCGGGGGAUAUCAUCUGCAUUGCUGGAACUCAAAACUCGAACGGAUAUACAGCGUUUAAGGACAUGACGGUAAAUGAGUACUUCGAAAAGGAGAUGAAAGAUUUCCACAAGAUUGUCCAAGUACCUUUGCCUUCAUUUGCAGGGAAGGAUGAGGCAUUAUAUGUGUUUGAAAGAAAGGACAUGUCACAAUAA